This is a messenger RNA of Coffea arabica (coffee), 603 nucleotides long. RefSeq names its product 1-aminocyclopropane-1-carboxylate oxidase homolog. The record is from RefSeq and is a predicted model, not a curated record. Lineage: Eukaryota; Viridiplantae; Streptophyta; Magnoliopsida; Gentianales; Rubiaceae.
AUGGCAUUGAGCAUAGCUUUGCAUUUCCAGUACUCAUAUGCAGCACGUCCAAUCUGCUCUAGCAGAUCAUGUUUCGUGAAGAAGAUUGUUCCUGUCAAAUAUGGCAGAGAAAUCGGGGUACCAAAUUCAUCACCUUUUUGUUAUGAUCUAGAGCGAGAAUUAAGAGCUUUUGAUGACACAAAAGCUGGAGUGAAGGGCCUAUCAGAUUCAGGUUUAGCAAAGCUGCCUCGUAUUUUUGUCCAUGACAACAUUGACCAAGAAAAGAAGUCCUGGAACGGCAGGCUCCAGUCUAGUAUUCCUGUCAUAGAAUUGGAGGGUUCUGAGAUCACUGACCAAGUUCCCGAUGCAUGCGAAAGAUGGGGAUUUUUUCAGGUUGUUAAUCAUGGAAUUCCAGACAGGACAAUGGACAAAAUGUUGGAGCGGAUUAGGAUGUUUCGCGAACAGGAUCCUGAGAUUAAAGGGGAUUAUUAUACGCGUGAUUUCACAAGAAAUGUUGCGUAUUAUAGCAAUUAUGAUCUGUAUGAAUCAGCAGCAGCAGUUUGGAAAGAUACAAUUACAUGCAAAAUAUCUCCUCAGUGUUCAACCAGGAAGAACUGCCUGUAG